Messenger RNA from Polychytrium aggregatum, 450 nucleotides. RefSeq lists its product as uncharacterized. The record is from RefSeq and is a predicted model, not a curated record. Gene Ontology annotation, cellular component: anaphase-promoting complex. NCBI's taxonomy places the organism in Eukaryota, Fungi, Chytridiomycota, Chytridiomycetes, Polychytriales. The transcript is spliced from 5 exons. Bases 1 to 450 code for a protein of 149 amino acids.
AUGUCGGCCACAGCGCUGGAGACGCAAAUGACCAGAGGCGCAGGGGAGGGCUGCGGCGACGACGACAGCAACGACAGCAACGACAGCAACGACAGCAACGACAGCAACGACAGCAACGACAGCAACGACAGCAACGACAGCAACGACAGCAACGACAGCAACGACAGCAACGACAGCAACGACAGCAACGACAACAGCACGGCGAGAUCAUGGUGGGAUAGCCAGUUUACAGUUUCCGUCCACGGCAGUGGGCUGCUGGUCGACAUUGUUGAGGACGAUUGGAUCAAGGAGCCGCUUCCGGUUGAAGAGGUUGAAGUUCCGAUUGAUGUUGAGCUUCCCCCCGACGAAGACGAAGAGAGCACCCAGCGACCAGAAUCCGAGUGGCAGGAGAUGUCAUUCGAUCGCUUCAACAUAUCGCGCGACGAUGCUGGGGCUCAUUCAGCAAGCUGA